Molecule: messenger RNA, 255 nt
Organism: Dromiciops gliroides (monito del monte)
Lineage: Eukaryota; Metazoa; Chordata; Mammalia; Microbiotheria; Microbiotheriidae
Product: keratin-associated protein 21-1-like
Exons: 2
Coding region: 1-255 (84 amino acids)
Source: RefSeq, a predicted model, not a curated record
AUGUGCUCCUGUGGCAGCUACUAUGGAGGUCUGAGCUAUGGCUAUGGCUCUGGGUAUGGCUGUGGAUGUGGACGCUUCUAUGGCCUAGGUUAUGGCUGUGGGGGCUGUGGCUAUGGCUAUGGAGGCUAUGGCUGUGGGGGCUGUGGCUAUGGCUAUGGAGGCCUGGGCUAUGGUGGCUGUGGCUAUCGUGGCUAUGGCUAUGGCUGCUGCCGCCCAUCUUGCUAUGGAAGAUAUUAUUCCUGUGGCUUCUACUGA